Molecule: messenger RNA, 972 nt
Organism: Cutaneotrichosporon cavernicola
Lineage: Eukaryota; Fungi; Basidiomycota; Tremellomycetes; Trichosporonales; Trichosporonaceae
Exons: 5
Coding region: 1-972 (323 amino acids)
Molecular function (GO): lipase activity
Source: RefSeq, a predicted model, not a curated record
AUGCCAGUCUCCCGCGAAGGACACACCUACACCCGCUACCUCUUCAAGCCCCUUGCCGACACGGUCACGGGUGGAUGUCAUGCUGACGUCUUCCUCCCGACCCUUGAGAAGGGGGAGAAGGCUCCGAUCGCAAUCACAUACCACGGCGGUGGGUUUGUCAUCUGCGACUCUCAGCACAUUCUCACCCGACACGUGGGGUAUCUCCUCUCGCAAGGAUUCGCCGUGGUGGGCCUCGAGUACCGUAUGGCCCCGCACGUCCGCUUCCCAGAGAUCAGAGAGGAUAUCGUCGACGGGUACAAGUGGGUCCUGGACGUUUUGCCUACACGUGCGCCCCUCGAUCCGUCGCGAGUAUGUGUGAUGGGCGCCAGUGCGGGCGGAUACGCGACGCUCUCUCUCUCGAUCGACGCGCACCGCCUUGGCCUGCCCCUCCCCAAAGCCAAUUACGUCGUCUACCCCCUCGCGGACUUGACGACGACCCUCAAACGUCCCAGCGAGCGCGUGACUCACGCCCAAGCCUUGGCCUCGCUCUCAGACGAGGAUAGGGUCAAAGUCGACGCACUCUUCGCAGAGCCCAUCACUACGAGGCAUGACCGGAUGAAAGAAGACCCGGCCGACCUAUCCGGCCGUAUGGUCUGGGGACAUAUGGCCAUGCUGAGCGGCACGCUCCUCGAGUGCCUCACCGCGUCUCCGUGGCCGUACCCGACCGAACACUCGCCCAUGCAACACCUGCAUGACAAGUUCCCGCCGACAGUCCUCGUGCUCGCCGAGGCCGACACUCUCCUCGAUCCGAUGACGACGAGCGUGCUCCAUGACCGUCUUGAGGAGCUUGGUGUCGAGAGCCUCUUGCUCGUGGGCAAGGACAUGCCUCAUGGUGCUAUGGAGCCGGAGAUGGGCGCGCCGGAGCAGGGGAAGGAAUGGUGGGACGAUGUGGCGGUACCAGCGCUCGAGUUCUGUGUACGUCACUGCCAGUAA